GCACCUUCUAUGCGAACGCCGCCACAAGGGCCGGCUUCCUUUGCCCUUUGGGCACAGGGUGGGUGGAUUUCGAAGGUUUGCAUGAUUUCGGCUGCCUGGCAUGCAAGCCAGGGGACACGCAGGUUCUGAACGUGACGAGCAGGCCGUGCAGUCAGUGCCCCGAAGGGGCUUCCAAAUGCCUGGCCAGCGAGCUGAAGAUGGAGCCCGGGCUCAUGGUGGAAUUGGAGGAUGUCAAGCGCAGCUUCCACUGUCCCAACGAGGCUGCCUGCCCUGGGGGCGACGUAUCCCAGGGAAGGGUGCGCCUGGCAAUGUGCGCAGCUGGCUACCGGGGCCAAGGCUGCACGAGCUGCAGCGAUGAGCACGCCAUGGCGGACAGCAGUGUGUUCUCGUGCACUGCCUGCAGCAAAGACCGUCGUGUGCAGGCGGUGCAGUGGAUCACGUUCCUGUCUCAGCGCACCUUCCUUUUUGCAAUCGGAGCUCUGAGCGCCUUUGGAGCCAAGAAGGCUGGGGACCUGAAGCAAAGCAGCAUCUACCUGAACCAACUGAUGGCCUUUGCCACCAUCUCCAACACGAUCCUGGCUGCCGUGUUGCAGACCCAGACGGCGAAGGACAUCAAAAGCGACGCCGCGAACUUCUUCUUCAACGCUGCUAUGCACACCGCCGAGGCAGCUUCCGGACAAGGAUCGUUACGCAGCGCCUCCUCGCAGUGUCUUUUGUCCUACCUCGGCUACGAGAAGACCUU
Molecule: messenger RNA, 742 nt
Organism: Symbiodinium necroappetens
Lineage: Eukaryota; Dinophyceae; Suessiales; Symbiodiniaceae
Source: the annotation of a GenBank genome assembly